GUGAAUUUGAAGGCGUACGUCCAAAGAGCAGAACAAGAACAAGAAAGAAGGAAGACAGAGUUGAUCAGUGUCUCUAGGAUUGCGGGAUUGUUGUUGUGAGAAAAGAAAGGGAAGGGAAGGAGAGGAAAGAAACAAAAUAGUAUAUGGCCUUCCCCAUUCCAGACAGGGUGAAGAGGCUGUGGGAUGAGUGGAAUCUUCGUGCUGCUGUUCUCAUCAGUCUCUUCUUUCAAGUGGUAUUGAUAUGCUGUGCAGCAUCACGAAAGCGAACAAAAGACAAGAUACUGACUGCUGCAAUAUGGUUAGUUUAUCUGCUUGCUGAUUGGUUUGCGGCUUUUGCCGUUGGACUCAUCUCUAACGGUCAAAGCAAUGAUUGUCCUGAGAGUUUUAGAGUGAAUGAAGGUCUUGCUGCAUUUUGGGCUCCAUUUUUAUUGUUACAUCUUGGUGGUCCUGAUGACAUUACCGCCUUCUCGCUUGAAGACAACGAGUUGUGGAUACGGCAUCUGCUUGGGCUUGUCAUUCAGCUUCUUGCUGUUCUUUAUGUCUUUUCACAAUCCAUUCCUAAUGUGCUCUCAGUUCCCACAAUGCUCUUGUUUUUUGCUGGAAGUAUUAAAUAUGCUGAGCGAACUCGCGCUCUAUAUUCAGCUUGCUUGGGUAAUUUUAAAGCUUCUAUGCUUCCAAUGCCAGAUGCUGGACCAAACUAUGCUCAGCUUAUGGAGGAGUACUCAUCAAAAGAAGCUGCUGAUGUUCCAGUUGAGAUUGAAAUAGUGAAGGAACAUGAGAGUGGCACUCAGAUUUCUUCAACACCAGAUGAAGAGAAUUUGACUACUGAAGAAAUCAAUGAUCUAGAUGUUUUGCAGAAUGGGUAUGAAUUAUUUUACACUUUCAGGGGGCUGAUUGUUGACCAUAUGUUUAGCUUUCAUGAGCGCAAUAAGAGCAGAAAAUUCUUCUUCCAAAGGUCUGCCGUUGAUGCUUUCAGAGUAAUGGAGGUGGAGCUCAAUUUUAUGUAUGACACUCUCUACACUAAGAUGGCUGUGGUACACUAUAAUGUAGGCUAUCUUUUCCGCUUGAUCUGCUCUGUACUUAUAGUGCUUUCUUUUGAGCGCUUUGCAUCGCAUCAUAAACUCAAGAUCAACCAUUUUGAUGUUGCUGUUACCUACAUAUUGCUUUUGGGUGCUGUUGUCUUAGAUUUUGUGGCUUUCGUUAAGCUUGUCUUCUCUGACUGGACCAUAGUUUUGGUUAAGAAUCUGACAGUUAAAUCAAUGGUACAUGCAGUCCUUAAAAAGCUGUCAUUCGCCAAAAGGUGGUCUAAUAGCAUCUCACAACAUAACUUGAUCAAUUUCUGCCUACAUCAGCGCUGGAGAUGGCUAGAUAUUGCAGCUGAAACCACUGGACUCAAGGAAGUCCUUGAUGAAAUGAAAUACAAGGAGAACAUUAUCAUUCAGGAAGAUUUGAAGAUAUUCAUCUUUAAUGAGCUCAAGGUCAAAGCUAGCAAAGCAAAAACCACUAAAGUUGCUAAAGAAGUAUACUCCGCUAGAGGUGAUUGGGCUCUGUUAGAUUACACCAGUCACUACCCAUAUCCCACCAUUUCAUCUAGUGUAAGUGAGGAGGUUGAAUACGAUGAGAGCCUGUUGCUGUGGCAUGUUGCCACUGAGCUCUGCUAUUCCACGAGCCCUGAUGAUGCCAAUCCUAAUCGCAAGUUUUGUAAGCUUAUAUCUGAUUAUAUGUUGUAUCUUUUGGUUAUGCGGCCUACUAUGAUGUCUGCAGUUGCUGGUAUUGGACAGAUUCGAUUUCAGGAUACGUGUGAAGAAGCUAAGAAGUUCUUCAGCAGGUGGAAAUCAGAAGUAAAAUCCCCGGUCUUAUCAGCCUUGGAUAUGUGCUCAAAAUUGAUCGUCUGCCACACAGCCAGGAAUACAUCUCCUGAAAUAGAAUCAAGCUCGGCAAGCCGGCAUAAAGAUGCAUGUGAAAAGUUACUUAAUGUAAAUACUGUCGUUAAACCCAUCGAAGUGAAGGGUGAUAGAAGUAAAUCACUAUUGUUUGAUAGCUGCAGGCUUGCAAAGGAUUUGAAAAAGUUGAAGGAUGACAAGAGGUGGGAAAUAAUGAGUAAAGUGUGGGUGGAACUGUUGUCUUAUGCUGCCAGUCACUGCCGAGUAUAUGCUCAUGCUCAGCAGCUCAGUAAAGGCGGUGAGCUCAUAACUUUUGUUUGGAUACUGAUGGCUCAUUUUGGAUUAGGAGAACAAUUCCGGAUUGAGGCUGGACACGCAAGAGCAAAACUGAUUAUCAGAAAAUAGCAGCUACAUACCUGGAAAAGCCCAGUGACCAUUUCCAUCCUUGCUGCUAAAGGAAACAGAGUUCUCCAAUCUAGAUUGUUUUCUGCACUUUGGUGAGUGUUGUACUUCUGGAAAAGAAUGCCCUCAUCCAUCCGUUUUGAGUUACAAUUUCAGACUCACAAGUCAUGCUACAGUUCCUCGUACUCGUUGUAAGCACUAUUCUAGAUACGUCUUAUGUCUUCUUUGGCUUUGGCAACCUCAGAUUAAGUGAGCACUACGUGAAGCAAUUUCAUUGUUUUUCAUGAGCA
This is a messenger RNA of Coffea eugenioides, 2575 nucleotides long. RefSeq lists its product as uncharacterized. The coding region runs from base 144 to 2288 and encodes 714 amino acids. NCBI's taxonomy places the organism in Eukaryota, Viridiplantae, Streptophyta, Magnoliopsida, Gentianales, Rubiaceae. The transcript has 2 exons. The record is from RefSeq and is a predicted model, not a curated record.